UAAAGCGGUAACACCGUACCACCGGAUCUCCGCAGCGCGAUAAAGUAUUAUAAUUACGCAGGAGCACAACAACAGCAGCGUGUAUCGCUCUCUACCUCUCGUUCUCGGCGCCCCCUCAACAGUUAUUUUUACUAUAUAGAGCCGAGAGAUUUCUGUGUGACUUUUUGGAGUGUUCGUUUUCGUUAUUUUCGUAGCUCCUUCGUUUUCAUUAAAAGAUAAGUGCGGCUUAAAUAACAACAACACGGCAACAGAGGUAGCAGCAGCAACAGCAACAUUUCGCGAGUGCCAGUGACAACGUUUGCAUACGAAAAAGCAAAAGUGCACCAAAAAAACACACACACAACUAACAUCGUUGCGAAGAAGCGCAAAAAUUCAACACAUUUGAAAGGGAAUUUUUUCUGAUCGUACAUAUAUAUUUUUUGAAGCGCCCUCAAGAUGUCCACGCCGACUUCCCCCAAGACACCCACACCGCCCACUCUGCCUCCGGGAGUGACCAAAACCUGUCACAUUGUGAAGAGGCCCGACUUCGAUGGCUACGGAUUCAAUUUGCACUCGGAAAAGGUCAAGCCGGGACAGUUCAUAGGCAAGGUGGAUGCAGAUUCACCGGCUGAGGCAGCGGGCUUGAAGGAGGGCGACCGAAUCCUGGAGGUCAAUGGGGUGUCCAUUGGCAGCGAGACCCACAAGCAGGUGGUGGCCAGAAUCAAGGCGAUCGCCGACGAGGUGCGCCUCCUCCUGAUCGACGUGGAUGGCAAGGCUCUGGAGAGGCCAUCACCCCCGCCAGCAGCAGCAGCAUCCUGCAACGGAAACGGAAACGCGAAUCAGAACGGAUACGAGGGCACCAAGCAGGAGAUUCCCGGAGCAAGUGCCAACAUCAGUAGCAUCAGCAUGGUUAGCACCAAGCGAUCUUCAAACGCCAGCAGCAUCCAGAGUGGCAGCACCGUGAAUGCCUCCGACUUGGAUGUGGUGGACAGGGGCCUCCCAGCCACUCCCCCAGUGGUGGCGCCCCUGCCCGUGGCUCAGAAUGGCAGCAAACCCUCGUCGCCCAUCAACAACAACACCCUGAUGAGCACACCGCCACCGCCAUCUGCCACUGUGGCCGGAUUGAACAACAACGGAAGCGUCUACAACACCAACGGCAAUGGCACAAAUGGCAUGACCACACCCACCACGCCUCCCUCGGCGACGGGCGGAAAUAGGGCGGGCAGCCUGAACUUGCCACUGACGGCCGCCGAAAUGCGCGCCAAGUUGGCCUCCAAGAAGAAGUACGAUCCCAAGAACGAGACCGUGGACCUCAAGAAGAAGUUUGACAUCAUCCAGAAGCUCUGAGAGGAAGAUAGCACUUGUUACACUGUCAGGAUGAGAUGAGCUGAGAUGAUGGGGAGGUCUGGACGUCUGUCAGGCAUACACCACAUACACACAAUAUACAAUAUGUUUAGCUAGUAGUACGCAGAGUCACUUAUUAACUAAGCAAGUUUUUAAUUAUUACCCACUAAGAAUCGAAAAACAAUAGGGGAAGUGAUUGAGCGAGCACCUCCUCUUGGAAUACCCAUACGAAAAUAUACAUACGACAUGAAUGUAUUCUUUAAAUUCAAAUAUUGCAAACUCCGAUCGGUUCAUUGAACAACUUUCGUUGAAUGUCUACUAAGUUUUGCUUGUAUUUUUGUAAAGUAAAUAAAGCAAAAUUAUAAAAGAA
Messenger RNA from Drosophila bipectinata, 1693 nucleotides. RefSeq names its product Na(+)/H(+) exchange regulatory cofactor NHE-RF1. Gene Ontology annotation, molecular function: protein binding; protein-membrane adaptor activity. Lineage: Eukaryota; Metazoa; Arthropoda; Insecta; Diptera; Drosophilidae. Gene Ontology annotation, biological process: protein localization to plasma membrane. The record is from RefSeq and is a predicted model, not a curated record. Gene Ontology annotation, cellular component: apical plasma membrane.